GUCUUUUUAUUAAUUUUUUGUUCUCAUUAUUUGUGAAUGUGGAAUAGAAUGACUUUAAAUAUAAAUGAUAUAUUUUAUUGUGCUAGCGAAAGUGGAGAAUAAGUUGUUAUUGUAAUUUCCAAAAGUUUUUUGACUCUUUCUGGAAUUGCCAAGUUUACGUACUUUGUCAUGCCAAACUUUAUUUUAAAUUCAUAAUAUUUCUAUAUUUAUAUCAAAUUGAGGCAAGAUCGGAAAUGUAUAUUCAGUAAAUUAUAAGAAUCAUGUGUGAAAAUGAAAACAGUGAAACUAUUUACAUAUGGAAAGUGGGCGAUGUCGCCAUAGCUUGGUUAUCCAAGAAAACUUACGCAAAAGUUACAGUGGUGAAGGACAACCGUGGUCGAUUUCAUGGUGAUAAAGUUUUAGGUGUAACAGUGGGAAAGGAUGGCUCAUCUGAUAAAUUGAAGUGGAAGAAAGAGUUGUGCUACCAUGUUGAGACGUACUGUACAAAACAGAAGCUUUGGGUGCCAUGGACUGCUCUUCGUCUUGCAGAGAGGUGCCGACCAUUCUAUGGGCCUAACAGAGUGGUCAAACCGAAGGGUGUUGGUACUAAGACGAGCCCGGGGAUUGUGAAGAAGGUCACAAAGGUAGAUCCCCUGCUGCCCUUCAACGUGAAGCCAGAUCACUAUAAAACGCCCGACUUCAACGCCAAAUAUGACCAGUCCCACCAGCCCCUCGAGCAGGGCAAACAUGGAAACUCUUUUAGAGAGUUUGUGCGAAGGGGAAAGGAAAUGUUCUUCGAUACAUAUUACAAGGUGCUGCUGAAAGAGCAAACUACUGAGAGUCGAGAUACACUUGACUAUCUCCUGCGAGUGGACGCCAGUACGGAGGAUAAGUUCGACUUGGUCAUCAAGAAUAUAAUGACGGAGCGAGAGAUAGAAGAUUAUCUGCACCAAUGCUGGAGGUACAACUACGUGCACAAACGACUUCCGGUGACUGCUGAAAAUGAGACAGGAGUGCAUGCACCAGUUCGAAAAGUGUCUCCCAUAUCGUGGUGCCUCGUGUGCGGCGGCGGCGGUAGCGAGGGCAAGCGCCGUCGCCUCGAGUGUCCGCGCUGUCCCGCCUCUUACCACCUCGCCUGUCGGAAGGAAUGGCUCGUCAAAAUCAUACAUCGGAAGAACCCUCCGAAGAAGCAGCCACAAGAAGAGGCUCUUACCAUCUCCAAGGUGUUGUCCAGUACUCGGACCCUGACCUCCAGUCCCUUGGUCCCGGCGCAGCUGCCCUGCCCGAGUUGCAUGUGGGGACCCAAACCGGGGUACGACGACGUGGUGUGGCACAAGCUGGGCUCGUGCGCGUGGUGGCCGGCGCGCGUGCUGGCGCCCGGCGACGCGCCCGCGCGCCUGCUGGCGCGGCAACACACCGCGAGGGACUACCCGCUGCGGUACUACGGUACGCUGAACCAUUCCUGGGCUCGCAGCAGUCAGAUGGUGUUGUUCCUGCCCUCGCACGAGUCGCACGCGACUCGGACCGGCGACUCCGUGUUGAAACAAGCCAUCAUGGACGCCGCCGACGACUAUAUCUCCGUCUACCUAACUUAGUGGUCAUUAAGAGCCCAUCAACAAAUACAAUACAUUGUCACCCGACUUACAUAAUUAUGUAUGCAAAUUUUCAGCUUCAGCUUCAAUGGAAGUUGGGAAGUGGGUCAAAUUUAACAUACAUAGUAUGUACCGGUCAAAUCUAAGUAAAUAACGCAUGAGCAUUUUCAAUAUCUUUAUAAUUUUAUAUAAUAUAGCGAACACGCCCAAUGCCCAUGCUAGCGAAGCCACCAUGAUAGCCGUACUUUCAUAGCAUAUAAAGGUAGUAUUACUCAUUUUAAGCCUGCGAUCGCCGAAACAGUAUUUUAAUUUAGAAAAUGUCUGUGUUGUGUAGAUGAAUCCUAAAGCACGAUUAGGAGUUAUUGUUUUAUAUAAAUAUUUUAAUUUAAAUGGUUGAAUAAAAUAAAAUACUAAAUAGAAUAUUUUGUUAAUAUUGUGUCGUUUACCUAUCAAAUAGGUCAGCACUUUAUUUCAUAUCCUUAAAGGAUUUGAGGUAAUCCCUUUAUCUGAAGACGCGAUAAAAAAACUAUGUCCGUUAAAAAAACAUUUAAAUUGCAAUCAAUCAUUUGACACAUCAUUUUAUCUUUUUACGUUGACUACAAAAUAAAUGUUGAUUAGAUAUGUAGGUAGAUCAGUUUU
Messenger RNA from Cydia strobilella, 2210 nucleotides. RefSeq lists its product as uncharacterized. NCBI's taxonomy places the organism in Eukaryota, Metazoa, Arthropoda, Insecta, Lepidoptera, Tortricidae. The transcript is spliced from 9 exons. The record is from RefSeq and is a predicted model, not a curated record. Bases 261 to 1574 code for a protein of 437 amino acids.